GAAAAUUUCACCACGAGGUGUAGGGGCUGUAAAGUAAAAUACCUUUCAACAACUCCCGUGCUUAAUCAAGCAGGGGAUCACCAUUAUGCCAACAAAUAACCCUCUCCCACCUAAAGAAUAUGCACUUUUCAAAAGGAUUUUGAAAUGUUACGAACAAAAGCAGUAUAAAAAUGGAUUGAAAUUUGCAAAGCAGAUUCUAUCAAACCCCAAAUUUUCCGAACAUGGGGAGACUUUGGCGAUGAAAGGUCUGACCUUAAACUGUUUAGGAAGAAAAGAGGAAGCAUAUGAACAUGUUCGUCGAGGAUUGUUGAAUGAUCUUAAAAGUCAUGUGUGUUGGCAUGUGUAUGGUCUCUUACAGAGGUCUGACCGCAAAUAUGAUGAAGCAAUAAAAUGUUACAGAAAUGCACUGAAAUGGGACAAGGACAAUAUUCAAAUAUUGAGAGAUUUAUCUCUCUUGCAAAUUCAGAUGAGAGACUUGGAAGGCUAUCGCGACACCCGUUAUCAGCUUUUGGUUCUCAGACCUGGUCAAAGAGCUUCUUGGAUUGGCUAUGCAAUGGCUUAUCAUCUAUUACGUGAUUAUGAUAUGGCUCUUAAAAUUUUAGAAGAAUUCCGGAAGACUCAGGUUCCCAAGCUCAUGGAUUAUGAACACAGUGAAAUGCUGUUAUAUCAAAACAUGGUUUUACAGGAAGCUAAUAUGAUUGAAGAUGCAUUAGAACAUUUACACUCGAACGAUAGUCAAAUAGUGGAUAGGCUGUAUCUUCUGGAGACUCGAGCUGCAUUGUUUCUCAAGUUAAAGAAAAGAGAAGAAGCUUGUGCUCUCUAUAAAAUCUUAGUUGAACGUAAUCCAGAAAAUAUGGCAUACUAUAAAGGAAUGGAAGGAUCUAUGCAUCCAGAUGCAACAAUAAAUGAUCGAUUAAAAUAUUAUAAUGAGGUUUCUACAAAGUUUCCUAAAGCUUCCUUACCAAAGAGAGUGCCUUUAUCAUUCACUAUGGGUGAGGUGUUCAAGACUCAGAUUGACCAAUAUUUAUGUGCUGCUUUGCAUAAAGGGGUUCCACCAUUGUUUAUUCGUUUGAAAGAACUUUAUAAAUCUCCAGAAAAAGUUAAGAUAAUCGAAGAUCUCAUACAUGGUUAUCUGGAUUGCUUGAAGUCCCAUGAACGUUUCCAUUUAAAUCAGGUUGAGAAGGAGCCUCCAACGGCGCUUUUAUGGGGAUAUUAUUACUUAGCUCAGCAUUAUGAUUUUUUGAAACAAACAAAGAAAGCCUUGGAACAUGUUAAUGCAGCUCUUGAACACACUCCGCUAUUAAUUGAACUGCAUGCCCUAAAAGCUAAAAUUUAUAAGCAUGCUGGUGAUAUGGAAGAGGCUGUCCGAUGUAUGGAUGAAGCUCAAUCACUGGACACUGCUGAUCGAUACAUCAAUUCAAAAUGUGCUAAAUACAUGCUACGAGGCAACUUAAUUCAAGAAGCUGCUGACAUGUGUUCAAAAUUCACUAGGGAAGGUGUAUCUGCAAUGGAAAAUUUAAAUGAGAUGCAGUGUAUGUGGUUCCAAACUGAAUGUGCUGCAGCUUACCAAAGGUUAGGAAAAUGGGGUGAAGCUUUGAAAAAAUGCCAUGAAAUUGAUAGACACUUUACUGAAAUUAUUGAAGAUCAGUUUGACUUCCAUACAUAUUGUAUGAGAAAAAUGACAUUAAGAGCUUAUGUAGGACUCUUACGUUUGGAAGAUGUACUUAGAAAUCACCCUUUUUAUUUUAAGACAGCUCAUAUCGCUAUUGAGAUAUAUUUGUAUCUUUAUGAUCACCCUCAGUCUGAAAUCGAAAAAGACAAAUCUAUAGACACAGAAAAUUUAUCACCUAGUGAACUUAAGAAAUUACGCAAUAAACGACGUAAAGCCCAGAAGAAAGCUGAACUCGAGAAAGAGAAACAGAGAGCUGAGAUGGAAAAGAAAGAGCACCAAAACAAAAAUAAAGCUACUGAUGGAGAGAUGGAUGGACCAAAAGAGGAAGAACUAAUACCAGAAAAGUUGGUCAAGACGAAGGAACCAUUAGAACAGGCUGUGAAAUUCUUGAAACCUUUACAACAACUGGCACAAAAUAGAAUAGAAACGCAUUUAUUAGCUUAUGAAAUUUUUUCCCGGAAAGGAAAAUUGUUACUAAUGUUACAGUCUAUAAAACGAGGACAUAAAUUAGAUCCUAACCACUAUCUUUUACAUGUGUGCAAAAUGAGAUUCUUGCAAAUAGUCAAGAAGAAAACUCAAUUGCCCGAAAGUAUACAGACUGUUCUUGACCAAGAAAUGCAGUUGAUUUAUGGCAACAAAGAUGCAAAAACACUGAACGAAGAAUUCUUAAGUAAAAACAGCAAAUCCAUGCCCCAUUUAGCAUCAGGUGCUAGGAUAAUGUAUGAACUUGACCCGUCAACAAAAGACAAAGCUGUUGCAUUAGCCAGUUCUUUGUCGAAUGACCUCGAGGGUUGUACUUUGGAGCAUUGUUGUGAAGUUCUGAAAACAAUGUGUCGAGGAGAAUUUGGUAAAUUGGAUAAAGAAAUUCAGGAUUACCAGCGCCUAUGUCACAGCAGAUUCUCUGUUGCAUCAGCUUUCAUUGUGCCUGUGUGUUCAUCACAAACCACUAGUGAACAGAUUGUCACCAAUGGAGCUCCAUCAUAAAGCAACUUGUGUCCUAACUCUGCUGCUGCUGCUGCUGUUGCCAUGCUGCCAACAAAAUUUCAGCCAACCCAAAAAUGCCUGCCUGCUCAGACUCAGUUAUGUCCCCCUUUUGAUGGUUUACCUGCCAUCAUUAUAAAUAUUAACAACUUUAAUAAUCUCUAUUAUGGCAACUAAUUGUGUUGAAAAUACAAAUAGAGAACAGCUACUUGUUUGUGCACACUGUCAUCUUUCUAUAUCAUAGAAAGCUUUUUAUCAAAUGAAGUUGAGUUUUGAUACAAGGCAGGGAUAUAAGGAUUGACUGUUUUUUAAUUUAUCCAGACUCCACUCUUUUGUGAUAAAAAAAAAAAAAAGAAAUCUAGGUCAAGAGCAUUACUCCCCCACCCUUUGCCAUUUUGCUGAUUGUGCUGAGUUGACCACCAGUUUAGCAUGUGGUGUGCUAAAAUAGUUUUCUUCUUUAGAUUGCUUCAUUAUUUGGACUAUUUUUUAAUAUUUAGUUUCACCAUCAUCAUCAUUAUCAUCAUUAAUAUUAUUAUUAUUAUUAUUAUUAUGAUUAUUAUUAUUAUUAUUAUUAUUAUUAUUAUUAUUAUUAAAUAUCAUCAUCACUCUUACAGUAGUCCUCUGACAUGUUUCUGCAGACUUCUAUGAUAUUUUUAAAAUUAAUUAAUCCACCAAAAAAAAGAAAAAAGAAAAAAAAAAUUGGUGAGAUGUAUUAAGGAAACAUCAAAUAACAUUUCAAAAAAGAAAAAAAAAAAAGUAUUAGUUGUAAGUUUUGUGUCUUAAGAAAUAUUUUGAUAAAAAUAGUAUUAAAGAAGAAGAUGUUGUUAAACAAUGCAGUCAAAUAUAUAUAAACACACAAACACAUACACACACACACAUGUACUUCACAAACUGAAACAUUUUCUACAGUUUCCUUUCACUUAAGAACACUAUACCUUGAUGUAGUUUAAACAUUUUUGGAUUUCUAAUUUUGCAAAGAGAAGCAAUAUUGGGGAAACCAAACAGUUUUAAUAUCUUUUGACUGGUAUAACCCUAAGAUCUUGUCAUUGUUUUCUUCUUCCUAUGGACAAAAAAAAAAGAUGGGAAGGGUGAGUGUAAUGAAAUGAAUAUUUUUGCGUUUUUUUUUUUCCAACUUUUAUUAAUGAGUGCAGCUUUGAUAAUUUAAAAAAAAAACAAAUUUUAGUUAAUAAGUACUUAAGAUGAUUGCUCUUCCCUCUGAUGUGGUGGCAAAAUGGAAAAAUUUUGAAGGGAGGUAUGAAUGAACAAGCACAUUGUAUAUGUGUAUGCACAUUUGCACAUGCAUUCGUAUGCAUGCAUAUCUAUACACAGAAAAAAUAAAAUGCAAUGAUCUCCAUUCUCUUGGAGUUAUUUUUUUUUUAUAUAUAUAUAUAUAUAAUUUUGUUUUGAUGAUUGCUAGUGUUUUGAAAUAUGGUAUAAAAGCUUUCCACUUAUCAAUUUAACAGGAGGGGGACAUGCGUGCACACACACACAAAAUUAUGAUUUAAAGAGAAGAAAUGAAAUUAAAACUAUUGAAUUAGUGUUCAAAACCACAAAAUAGCAGAAAUGACCCUUGUCCUCAAUGUAUCUCUUUGUUCAGAAUUAUUUUAAGAUGCUUUGUUAUAUAGUACUAUAACUGCAUUUUCUGUUUUUGUUGUUUAAAGAAAGCAUUAAAUCUUUAAUUGAGGUAUGUUCCAUGCCCUGUUCAAGUGAAGUUUUCUCCAUUAUCUUUGCUCCAAGAAAAUCAAAGUUAGUGUCGACCAAAAAGUAAAAUUACAAACAAUAAAAUGUUAGCUGAGAAGGAAGGCCUAAAGAUGGUUUCUUGUUGCCAGUUCUUUACCUCAAAUACUAUGAGUAUUUAAAAAAAUAUAUAUAUAUUUCUCAUUUCAUGAGCAAGACAUUGAGUUACUGUGAGGCCAGUUAGAAAUUUAAUAAGAGAAUUUACACUAUUCAUUAUACCAAUUUCACUUCUUUUUAAAAUAUUCUCUUGCAUAUUUUACUAUCAACAGAACAGCUAAAUUUGUUUAUCUCCCUAUAAGUUUGUUUUUGCAGUAGACUUUUAAAAUCAAAAUUUUUUCAGUUACUUUUUUAUGUUCUUGUUUAGUUUAGAUUUUGUGGAGGUGUUGGAUUAAUUUACUGGAUUAUUGGAUUACUUUAACGAAAAGGCAUAUCUUUAUUUUUUUUUUAUAGAAUCGCUGAUCAAAAAUUUGGAAUAAAAUGAAAUAUUUAUUUUUCAAAAUUUGAUGAAAUUUAAUAUUUGAUGUUAGGCAAAAGAAGAGCAGUAAGAGCCUAAAAUUUAUUAGGUGGGAAAUUUUGUUGCAGAUAUUUACCUAAAUAUUUAUUUUCUUGUAACAAUAUUAAUUUAUGCACUAUUUUAAUUUAAUUUUCAGUUUACUGGUUUUGAAAGUUUGGAAAUUAAGUUUUGUUGUUGUUUUCAUUCACCUUAUUUAGUUUAAAUUCUUUCAGUUUGAAGUUCUUUGUAAAUGAUUUACUUUGGUCCCCUUUUCCUUAUCAAAUAGAUAUAAAAUUUCUUAGUCUACUUUUGAGUUGACCCUUCCGGUAUUUCUUAGUAGUGUUUAUAAGCAUCUAUUCUCUUCAACAAAUUUUGAAGUUAGAAUUUGAUAAAUCACAUAACUUUUAGUUGAUGUCAUUUGGGAAUUUUAAUUUAAGUUUUGAUUUUUACUUUUCAUUAAUCUAACUGACUUUUUUUUCAUACUAAAACAAUUAUAUUUUCUAUUAGAAAGCUGGAUUGUUCCUAACCCUCAUUUUCAGAGUAUGUUUAGAUUUUUUUUUUCUGCAAAGCAUGAGGUCAUCUUUUGAUAGAAAAGCAUUUUAUAAUCAAUCAGUUAAUCAGCUAGUUGUUAUUGUUGUCGUUAGCCAUUUAUUUAUCUUGUAUCUCAUUUCCAUUUUCAUCACAACCUUGACUACCUCUAUGGGACAUUUUAUUUAUUCACUGCUUCAAUGUAAUUUUUAACUCUUUGAAACUGAACAAUUUUGGAUACUUUAUAAUCAGCCUAAAUUUUAUAUAUAUAUAUAUAAUAUAUAUAUAUAUCUUUAUUAGUAAAUGGAGUGAAAAAGAUUUUUUUCAUUUAAUAUAUCUAAUAAUGAAAUAUAAAUGGAGAUGAUAAUAAUAAUUAUAACAAUAACAAUAAUAAUCUACCAGAAAAAAAAAUGUUUCAGACUUAAGUCAAAGGUGACUCUGUAUUGGCUGUUUGUAUUAAAUAAAUAGCAGUGUGAUGCAGAGCUACUCUGAUACAGAAGUUUUAAUGGACUCUUCCUUCUGAUAUACUUCCAAAAAAAUAAAUAAAAGAAGAAAAAAACAAACAAAAAAAGCAAAAAACAAGCAAACAAAAAAACACUGAUAUAAUAUGUCUCACUAAAUAUCAAUUAUAUUUACACACCAAAAAGACAGUUAAUUUUUUCCCCCCCUGUUUUUGAUUAUGAAACUAUUUCUUCUAAAAAAAAAAAAAAAAAUUGAAAUUACAAGAAACUAAGAAUAACAGUAGAAAUUAUUUUUUCUAUCUGUUGAUUUAGAAAUGUUGGGACGAAAACAUUGGAAAAUAUUUUAUUGUUGUAAAAUAUUUUAUAGAAAUAAACAUUCGAAAUAAUAUAGUGAAAGUUUAUUAACCAGUUUGAGUGAGAGAAAGAAAUAAAAAUCAUUGGACAAAUAAGAUAUGUCAUUUUUGAUAAACAGUUUCCCCUACAUGAAACGGUGACAUUUCCUCUUUAGUAAUUAGAUAUCUUCACAAAAACUACAGGUUUAAAAAUAUAUAAAGCUGUUUGUUGUUUGUUUCAGUAAUAUAAACUUUCUUUCCUUAUUGCAUUGUGAUCAUUUUCACAUAUUAAAUGUAUUAUUAUUAUUAUAAUUUUCUCUUUCUUUCUUUCUCUCUCUCUCUCUCUGCUUCUCUAUCACACAAAUGAUCUUUCUGACUGUUUUCAACAGAUGCCUUCAUCUCACCUAUGUCUUCACUGAUAUUUGCAUGUUUUGUUCCCUUCUUUGCUUCCCCCUUUUCAAAAUUAAGGUGAACAGUUCCACUAAAAGUAUUAUUUCUUGUGUUAUAUAUAUAUAUAUAUAUCACCCAGUGUGUCUUGCUGGAAUUUUUUUUAUUCUUCCCAUAAUGUCAUUCUUACAUAAGAAGGUGGUCCAGUAUUAUUGGCUCUAUUUUAGGUAGGUGACUGACUUCAAGAUUUCAGGCUACUUAACAAGACAGCAUAUAAAGGAAUGGUUGAUAAUUAAUCUGAAACACAACCAUGAACUUUAUAAUAAAUUUGCUUAUUAAAAUUUGGUUUCUUUCAAAAUACGAACUGGAAUUUUUA
Messenger RNA from Octopus sinensis (East Asian common octopus), 6967 nucleotides. Its product is annotated as N-alpha-acetyltransferase 15, NatA auxiliary subunit. The record is from RefSeq and is a predicted model, not a curated record. Gene Ontology annotation, cellular component: cytoplasm; NatA complex. Gene Ontology annotation, biological process: N-terminal peptidyl-methionine acetylation. The transcript is spliced from 22 exons. NCBI's taxonomy places the organism in Eukaryota, Metazoa, Mollusca, Cephalopoda, Octopoda, Octopodidae. The coding region runs from base 86 to 2656 and encodes 856 amino acids. Gene Ontology annotation, molecular function: protein binding; protein-N-terminal amino-acid acetyltransferase activity.